Molecule: messenger RNA, 1040 nt
Organism: Arabidopsis lyrata subsp. lyrata
Lineage: Eukaryota; Viridiplantae; Streptophyta; Magnoliopsida; Brassicales; Brassicaceae
Exons: 1
Coding region: 177-1040 (287 amino acids)
Source: RefSeq, a predicted model, not a curated record
GGGCAGGGUUAUUGAAAAAAGUGAAGGAACUAUCCAUAUUGUGUGAUGUAAAUGCUUGUAUGAUCAUUUUUAGUCCUAAUUAAGCUGAGCCAGUGGUUUGGCCAUCAGUUGAGACGGCUCGUGACCUCCUAGACGAUUUCUUUGCUUUACCGAGGUACGAGCAUAUUAAGAAAGAGAUGGAUGUCGAAUUAUAUCUAAAUGAGAAGACAAAUAAGGUUAAUGAAAAAAUGAUAAAGAGUUGUCAAAAGAGUAAAGAGUAUGUCACUAAUGAGUUGAUGAUGCAAUGCGGUCGUACAAUCAAUGCUCUUAACUUAAGUGAGAUCUAUACAUUACUAUCUUUCUCAAGGGAUACUAUCAUAUCUCUUAGGAAGAAGCUAGAUUUCAUGCAGUUUUCUCCUCUUCGUGAUCUACCUGUGCUUCCAUUUGAAACGCAAGUCGAACAGUUUAAGAUCACCACAAAUGAUGCUUUCUUAGGAGGUGAUCAAGAUGAUGAGAGAGCUGGGAACACGAAUGAAGCAACAAAAAUGAAUAACAUUGAUAGUUUAAGGAAGAAUAAAAGUUAUUACUUAAUUGAACAAUGGUUUCCAACAUCCAAACCGCCUAAACCUGUAAUAUACCAGCAAAUUGGGUAUGAAAAUCCAAACCGUAGAGGCUACUAUCCAUACCAUAAAAGCAGUAGCAAUGGGAACCCUAAUUUGGAGACGAUGUCAGUUUGCCCCCAAGUGAUGACUUUCAAGGAUUUCGUUGGAUCUGCCUCUCAACCAUUACAACAUCAGAACAUGAAAAAUAAUCCAAUUGUGGGUAUGAAUCAACCUAGAAAAUACCCUUUUGAUUUCAUGAGCCAUGAGCUGGAAAUACAAAGGGAAAGAGGUAACAUUAAUAACUCACAAUUUUGCAGGACCAACAACACUACAACGACAAACGUUGGUCUCCCCCAAGAGGCACAUCCUAAUGAAAUUACCGCUGGAGAAAGUUGUACUGAUGCAACGACAUUUAAUAUCAAUGGGAACCCUAAUUUGGAGAUGAUGUCAGAAAAAUAA